AUGCCUUAUAAGCUUAAAGCUAUAACCAACUUCGAUGUAACAAAAGAUGAACGUGAUGGAAAGGUUCGUGAUGUAUGUGAACAUGCUGUUUGGAGUCUUUCAUCGUGUAAACCAGGUCACGGCAUUGAUCAGUUGUUAAAUGAAUCUACAGACACAUUUUGGCAAUCAGAUGGUCCUCAACCACACUGUGUAAAUAUUCAAUUCCCGCGAAAAACGGUGCUGUCUAAAUUAUGUUUGUAUACGGAUUACAAAGUGGAUGAAAGCUAUACCCCUAGUAGGCUGGCCAUCCGAGUUGGGAAUACUAUUCAUGAUCUUUUGGAACUCCUCGAGGUUGAACUUCAAGAACCAACUGGAUGGUCAGUAAUCCCGUUAACUUGGCCUGAUGGAUCUCCUCUACGCACAUUUUUAUUACAAAUCGCUAUACUGGCUAAUCAUCAAAAUGGACGCGACACUCAUCUUCGUUCCAUUCGGCUUCAUAGCCCUGUAGAAUGUCAUGGUCUGGAAACCUUAGCUCCGUUUGUGAGUCGUGAAGGCAAGGCUUUUAUGACCAUUCGUUAG
Messenger RNA from Trichobilharzia regenti, 558 nucleotides. Lineage: Eukaryota; Metazoa; Platyhelminthes; Trematoda; Strigeidida; Schistosomatidae. The record is from the annotation of a GenBank genome assembly.